Molecule: messenger RNA, 4647 nt
Organism: Capsicum annuum
Lineage: Eukaryota; Viridiplantae; Streptophyta; Magnoliopsida; Solanales; Solanaceae
Product: nucleolar protein dao-5
Exons: 11
Coding region: 937-4200 (1087 amino acids)
Source: RefSeq, a predicted model, not a curated record
CCACUUUCUUUGUCUUUCAUUCUGAUUUCUGCAGCCUUUCUCCAAACGCAAUCUCCACUUUCAAGUUUGUUAGCGAAUACAGUAAAAUUAAUUUGGUGAAAUUUGAAUUCUAAAGUUUCAAAAAUGAAAGUUUAAUUAUAAAUUAAUUAAUCAUUAUUAUAUCAUAAUAACACCGAUUUGAAGACAAUUAAUCAUUAUGAUUCUGUACAAAUGCAAGUUUAAAUAUAAAUUAAUCAACUCUCUCAAAACACACACACUGUUUCUCAGCUUUACCUCUUUUUUGUCUUGUCUCUUGCACUCAAAAUUGUCCUUUUUGUGCUUUUAGCUUCCACACUCCCACUGUGGCUCUCCAUAAUAAUUUUGAAAAAGCACUGUCAGUUGUACAUCUCCUGUCUGUCUACUUCAUUUUCUGUAAGUUACCUUGUACAAUUUUAGCUUGAAAAUUUGACUUGUUGUAAGUGUAUACAUUGACUUGUUGGAACAUGGGGUUUUCCUGUCGGUGGACCUUUUGCUGUACUAUUGCCCCAAUAUUAGAUUUCUUUUAAUGGUAGAUCUAAUUUUUCAAUGUGGGUUGGUGGGGUCUUCAUUGUUUUAGUUCAAAUUCUGGUUCACUCACCUUUCACAUUUAGAUUCAAGUUUUUUCAAGUUUAUGUCAUAGAAUUUAAUUUUACUCUGCUUCUUUAAGAAAUAUUUUAGGCAAUCUUGCUUAAAUUUUAGUUCACAUUAACUAUAAUAUGUUUGCUUCUGAAAAUCUUGAUCAGCUGAUGUAUUGAUUUGGUAGCUAUUUUGUGUUAUUUUUGGUGUAAAUGUUUUAUUUCUUCAUCAAUCAAAUGAAUUCUUAAUAGAAGUCAAGUAUGUUAGAUGGGAGUAUCCUAAUAUAGGGAUAAUGUAAUUUAGUGUUUUUUUACCAGAAUUGAGUGCUUUUGAGAGAUCAAGAUGGAGGGAGGUGAAGAUGCUAAUGUCUUGCUGGAGUAUGUUGAAUUUCAGAUUUUCCCGAGCCAGGGCAGGUAUGAGACACGUAUGUGCUAUGGCAACAAGGUAGAGGCAGCAUCCUCUGGGCUUCUGGAGCAAUUAGUACUACAUUCUCCCAAAAUCAAGUCAUUGCACUCCAAAGGCUCGGAUUCCAGCUUCAAAUUUAAGCCCCUGGGAAAUCUUAGUGAUGCCAAAUGGUUUACGAAAUCCACUUUAACCAGGUUUCUUCGUAUUAUCAGUUCAUCAAAUAUAGUUAAUGUGGCCAAGGCAAUGGUAAAUGAAAUAUCACAGCUUGAAGAUGCUCGAAAGUUUCAUCUUUCUUUAUACACAAAGGGUCCUCAAGAUCAUACUGGGAGUGGGGAAACAGCAGAUGUCAGCUACUCAAAUUGUGUGGCACCAACAGUUGAUGCUGAUGAUAACCCAUCGUCAACAGAUGCUGCUUCCAAGAAUGAAUUGUUGCGAGCAAUGGACUUGAGGCUCACUGCAUUAACAGAGGAAUUAGCUACGGUUUUUGACCAAGCUGUUGGCACCAAAUGCUCUUUGGGGGAUAUCACUAACAUAGAAAAGUUCUCUAACUAUUUUGGAGCUGUUAACUUAAGGAACUGUCUGCAGAAGUUUGUUGCAUUGAGACAGGAGAACACAAAUUGUGAUUCUCUUGGUAAAGAGCCACCUCUCUCCAACACCGAUGUCAGGAACGAAAAAGCUGGUCCAGUAUGGAGUACUUCUAAGACAUCCAGACCGUCACAGUCAGAUACAGCUGUGAAAUAUAGUGCCUCGCCUGCUCAAGCUGCUCAGCUUGAGAGGCAAAGCUCAUCAGCAAGUGAGGAAUCAUCUUCGACUAGUGAGGAGGAACAACCAUCGGUGGAAAGGAGUCGGACCUUUAUAAGAACUGCAUCACCAAGGAGGUCUGCAUCUCCUAUGCGAAGAGUCCAAAUUGGACGCUCUGGAUCACGGCGAUCCACUGCUUUAACAAUAAAGAGUCUGAAUUUCUUUCCUGCCAGGGAAAGGUCAGUUUCUCAUAUAGAUGAAUCUCCAAGUGAUUGUGAUGAGGAAGAACGUGAGCAAACCUCAAAAAAAUCUGAGAACAAUGUACAAAGAAUGAGCGUGCAAGAUGCAAUUCAUCUCUUUGAAAACAAACAGACAGGUCAAAAAGUAGAUUUUCAGAAGACAAAGUCAUUAUUGAAUGUCUCAGUUACUAAGAAGGAGGUAUUAAGAAGAUGGAGUUCAGGGGUGUGUGAAAGUGCUAAUCCACUAAAUGUUGCUUCUGGUGAUCUGGCUUCCCUCGCAGCCAAGAAAUUGGAAGAUCAAGAAACCAAGAGCGCUUCAGAAAUGAAGCAGGAUUCUUAUACUACUCCCGAAACCUAUGAUGCUGAGGCUGUUGACAAUGAUUUCAAAUCAAACUUACCUGAAGAAAGAGCAUCUAGUCCAGAGAAAAUGAGAAAGGAAUCUUUCCCUAACCAAGAUGAAGAGAUAGAUCAGAAAUUAAAUGCCUCAGUCGAAUGGACUCGAAAAAAGGAAGCAGAACUAAACCAAUUGCUGACGAGAAUGAUGGAAACCGAGCCUGCCAAAUAUCAGAACUUGGCACCUGGUGCUAGCAAACUCCAACGUGUGCCCAAUGAGCGUAGAGGUGGUUUCUAUGAUCAUUAUAAAGAAAAGAGGGAUCAUAAACUUCGUGGUGAAACUACCAGGAAGCAAACAGAGAAGGGAAAGCAAUUUAAAGCACUGCAACAAAUUCUUGAUGAGAGAAAAGCUGAAAUGGUCUCAAGAAAAGUGAGUAAUGAUAAUAAAAAGUCAAAUAUAAAGAGAACACAGAAAGCAGUGAAGAACUUUCCUGUAUCUGCCAAUCCCAGAAGUGGAACUCCUAAUCCUGCAGUUGUAAAGAAAAUUCCAGCAAAAACAUCACUGUUGCCAGCUACCCGCAAGUCAUGGACAUCUGCACCUUCACCAAGGGCUCCAGAGAUAUCACCUGCUAAAACUCCUGUAGGUACUACACCUACCCGUAGAAUAUCACAGCCAGCACCAACCGCUCCUCGGUCAAGCCAAAAGGUUGAGAGAUUACAUCCAAAAACAGUGAGAGCAACUGAGAAUGGUACCAAAAAAACUGUUAAAGGUGUAAGUGAAAAAAAGUUGGAGACUAUGACAAAAACUAGCAAACCUAGAAGAUCCAAAGUUCAGCCUGCAUCUGAAGAUUCUGCCUUCUCAGCCAAACCUAAGCUCCACAAGGUAACAAAGAAAAGUAGUGUGGUACCUAUGGAAUCAAAGGAGCUAAAGCCUUUCCUUCGUAAGCGCUCAGGCACUGGAUCUACUUGUAACUCUGGUAUUGGUCCAGUGAUCAAGGUUAAAGUUUCAUCUCAGCCUGAAGAGUGUGUGAUGGACUCUGCAGAUUCGGUUCAAAUGGAAGUGAAAGGGAUGGAUUCUGUUUCUUUUGAUACUGUUAAUCAAGUGCAGGAUAGGGGUCUUGAAGAUUUAAAAGUUCACGAGGAUAAAAACUCUAAAGCUCGGGCAAAGAACGCCCAGAAAUGCGAAAACACAGAAAGUUUUGAUAUGGUCACUCCAAAUGGCACAGAUGAUUUUGGAAGGAUUGAAGAUUCUACCCCAAAAGAAGAGGUCGAAGGAGAACCAAACAUCUCACCUAGUGCCUGGGUGGAAAUAGAGGAGCUCGAGGAUCAGUCUUUUCCAAGUAAUGGUGAUUUCUGUAAUAAUGAUUCUCUGGGUGACAUUGCACCUGUAAGAGUCUCAAGUCCACGAGUUCGUCAUUCUCUUUCUCAAAUGCUGCUCGAAGACAAUGGCGAAACUGAUGUUAUUGAUUGGGAUAAUGCUGAGAAUACACCAACCAUGAUCUAUCAGAAGGAUGAACCUAAAGUUUUAAAGCGGCUUCUGAAGUUUGCUCGGAAGGGUAAGACUGAUGCAAAUUCAACUGGUUUGUCAAGCCCCUCUGUAUUUUCUGAAGGAGAGGAUGAUCGAGAGGAUUCUAAAGUUCUUAUUAAGAGAAGUUCGGACAAUUUAUUGAAGAAGGCUACACUUCAUGCACAAAACGUUGGCCAACAAAAAUCUUCAUCAUCUGAAAUGUACGAGCUAUCUGCAUCAACUAAUAUAGGCAAAAUCGCUGCUAAGAAAUUGCAAGAGGGACAUAUCUCAGCAUCAGCGACUACAACAAAAGCAACAAGAUCAUUCUUCUCUCUUUCAGCAUUCAAAGGAAGUAAACAAAAUGAUGCAAAGCUUCGAUGAGAAACCUGCUUUAAUAUAUAGGGGGAUAAAAUGUUGUUAACUGCCCCUCACCUUCAUCAUCCUUAUGCACUUUGCCGAAUCAAGAAGCAUAUAAGAGGGAAAAAGGUGGAUGAUGAUGAUGCAGUCACUUGCAAUAUGGAAGAAGACGAUCCUAUGGAAACAAUUCAGGUAUGUUGCUUGAACCUGAUGUUGCAUGUAACCGCGAAGGAGAUAUUGGAAGCAAUGAUUUAUGGGAAACGAUGAUGAAUAAUAGAAUAUUGAAAGACAUUACAGUUGAUCCUAUAUUAUUGUAAUUAUAUGCGUUAUUUUUUUGUGCGAUUAUAGUUGUUUAGGUUUCUUAAAUCCCAAACAAAUGGGUAAAGAAAUUGAUUUUGCUAUAUAAAUUUGUGUAUAUGUUAUUUUAGUUGAAUAAGCCGCUUAAAUGAAUGAAAUACAAAUUCUUCAUCA